Helobdella robusta is the source of this 198-nucleotide messenger RNA. RefSeq lists its product as hypothetical. Lineage: Eukaryota; Metazoa; Annelida; Clitellata; Rhynchobdellida; Glossiphoniidae. The record is from RefSeq and is a predicted model, not a curated record. The transcript has a single exon. The annotation marks the transcript as partial.
AAUUACCGUCCCAUAUCAAACCUUACAUCCAUAUUCAAAAUCAUUGAACGUGCGGCCUUAAGAAGAAUUCAACCUUACAUCACUUCAUAUCCUAACUAUUCACCUUUACAAUCAGCUAUUCAGAUCAAUCAUUCUACUGAAACGGCUCUACUUCAUAUCCCAGAUAAUGUAUUUAAUUUAUGCAACAAUAAAAAAAAC